ACUCUGACAGCUGUUUCUGACCUGACUCCUGUACAACUGUACACCUGUACUGGCAAAGUGAAACUUUUGUAGACAAAAAGGAAAAUCAGUUAAAUAAAAAAUGAAACCGCUUUAAAAUCAGCGUAUAAUUGAAAAAAAAAACGACAUUCCAAAGUAUAUAAAUUUGAAUACGAUCUAUUGGACCAAAAUAUCGAUAUCUCCGAUACUAUCGGGAUGAAUUUGUCGAUGGCAAUAUAUCGGCCACAGUAUAUCGAUAUAUCAAAAAUAUAAUCUCUAUUUAUUGAAAGUUGAAACUUGAAAGUGAGGUUAACAUUUUAUCUCUUACAUUAUGGAAAUUUAAUUAUGUUUUACAUGAUAAAAGUAUCUGAUCAUAGAAAUAAAAGAAAGCUUGAUUUGAAAUCAUUUCUCAGGUAUCUGAAACAAGGAACCGCUUUGUAUUAACCUAUAUGGAUUAUGACUACUCCACGUAAGAGACGAGAAAAAUCACCUACAGUUCCUGGUUUUAAUAAACGGGAAAUCUUUCCUUUGGGACUGAGCUUGAAGAGCGUAAACCCUGCCUUUUACUAUUCAAAUUUUUAUGCCAGUCAAUCUGAUGAAUACGAUUCAGAUGUUCCACAAAAAGAGAGAGUACCUUUGGUGACUAAUCUCAAGAAACAACAUUUAAAAGUAGUGAAACGCAACGAGGACUCGCACCAGUGGAAGACAAGCAUCAGCGAAAGUGAACGGCUACAGGUGAACGACUGGACUGACAACGUUUCCAAAACGCUACAACAAUUAAGUGCGACAAGAAUAAAUAGUCGGAAACAAGGGGAAGGAGAAAGCAGAGUAGUUCUGCCUUGUGUUGAAUCGUACUAUUCGGAAGCGAACGACACUGACUACUGCAGUAGUAAGGCGAAAGAGAGGAAGAGGAAAAGGAAGGAAAAUAGUGGGGCAGUGGGGGAUUGCGAAAGUGUGAUUGGGGGUAGAAAGAAGGAGAAGAAAAAGAAGAGGGGUGAAGUGGAAAGUGCUACUGAUUGUGAAAGCACAACAAUUGUGAGUGAGAAGGAGAGGGAAAAAGAGAACGAAGAAGGAGGAGAGGGAUCAGUGUAUUAUGAUAGUGGAUUGAGUGUCAGUAGUGUGGGGGAGAAGAAGAAGAAGAAGAAGGAGAAGAGGGAAGGAUUCGGUUGUUCAAGUGAUAAUCUGACUGAAAGUGAGUGUGAAGUCAGAAUCGGGGAGGAUAAGGGAGUAAGAAUGAAGAGGCAAAGGGAGAGUGGCAGCGAAGAUGGUGGGGGAAGGAAUUCGGAUAAACGAAGUAAGAAAGAGAAGCGCCAAAGUGAGACAGAGGAAGAACUCAGCAGCAGAGUGGCGUCCAAGAAGAGUGUGAUGGAGAAUAUAGUGAAAAUCGGUGGUAAGGAUAAGAGAAGGGGAAGUGCUGGGAGAACUGUGGAAAGUCCGGAUUCCGAUGAUGAUUUCAAAGAAGAUCUACGGAAAAAGCGGGAAAGUUUUUUGAAAAUGGUGGUGACAAAAAGAGGUGAGAAGAGUCACUCUAUGUCGGGUAAAUCAGGUAAAUCUCCGAUUAAGAAAGCUUCGGUUAAUGAGAAGAGUAACUCCAGUGAUAGCGACUCAGAGGACAAGAGAGUGAAUGAGUCUUCAACUGGUUCAAACAAAUUACAAAAUGUUACAAAUUUGAAAACAGUUACUUCAAGUUUGAAAAAAACAUCCAAUCAUGAAAUGAUGUCGCAGGAUAUGUUUGAAGCAGAUAGUGAUGACAGAAAUAACGAGGUUGAAAAUAAUAGUGACUCCAGUGAAAGUGUGAAAAAUAACGGUGACAAAUCGAGGAACGGUGAUUCAGAUAGUGACGACCGUCAGGGGAAAACUAAUUCGAGAAGUAACAGUGACGAGAGGAGGAGGAACAGUGACUCUGAUAGUAGUAGUAAAAUUCAGGAAAAAUCCAAAGUUUCUAACAAGUGUUCAAUAUCUAAGCAGGGUGAUACAGCUCCAAAACAAGUGACAAAAACUUCUAAAAAUGAUGGUUCAAAGUCUAAAUCACCAGAAAAACAUUUGAAUCCUAAGAAAACUGAUUCCCUGUUGAACUCUAGUGAAAUUUUGUCGAAUUUCGAAGUGAAUUCUCAAGAACUUUUCAAAACUCCCAGUCAUAAGAAAAAAAAUGCUACUUCUACUCCGUUCCACUCUCAAGCAGCUCGUCAGGAUUUGGAACAGACUAUGGACAUGUCUGCGAUCAGUAACCGGUUAAAUAACAGUUCCAGAGCUGACAAGAGUGGUUCUUCUUCAGAUAGUGAUGAGGAGGGGUCUACAAUAAUUACGGAGAACAACCAGUCAUAUACCCAGACGAUCAUACCUAAACUUUGGAAGCGGAUUGAGAAAAAGCUGAGCGAAGGAAUUAAAGAGGAAUACUUUGAGGAAGAUGUGUUCUAUCUUGAAGAUUUAUCCGAUAAUGAUGAAGUUUGGGUAGCUCCUUGUCCAAAAUCUUUGGAUGUCAGCAGUCUGUUGGGUCGGAAACUGAACUUGACCGGGCGCACAGAUUUGAAAGCGUUGCAAGCGAAGGACGGCGCGUCGUACAUGGACUGCGAGGCAUGGGCUUCUCCUAUUGAGCACAACGAAAAUGUUGUCUACUGUCUACAGGCCAGCAAGAAUCGCAAGAAGAUGAUCAUAAAUCCGUUAAAAUUAGCUGGCCGAGUUUCAAUAGAGGAGAAAAUUCGAAUGCCUUCGCCACACGAGGUGGAAUUCUCAACCACCAUGAAACUUGUGAUGCCCGAGAAUCUCAAAGUUAGGCAUCCUCUCUUAGGAGCUGAGUUCAAAAACCAACCAAAGACCUUCAAUUCUGACGACGUUAGUUCACCAAGAGUUAAGAAGAAGAAGAAGAAAUCUAAGAACUUGGAACAUGAGUCAGACAUUAUUAUCCAGAAUCCUACUUCUUCCAUCAACUAUACUUCAACAAUUGAAGAGAAGUGUGACGAAUCAAUGGAGAGGAAAAAGAAUAAGAAAAAGAAGAGUAGGGAUAACGAAAGUGCUGAAGGACAAGCAGAUAUGUCUUCAUAUUCGCAUAAAUCUGGAGAUACCUCAAACCUGAGUGAAGGAGAGAAGAAGAAAAGAAAGAAGGACAAGAAACGAUCAAGGGAAGAAGCGGACGAAGAACCUAGUUUACAAGAAGAUGUUCCUUGUGAAGAAUCUUCAGAGCAUAGCAGCAAAAAGAAAAAGAAGAAGAAAAGAAGACUUGAUGAGUAGUAGUGUAGUAAUGUGACACUCUCUAGCUAGUCUACAUUCUAUAGAUAUCAUCUUAAUUUCUAAUACUAUUUUAUUGUUCAAGUAAUAUUGAUUUUUAUAUUAUAUUAUAUUGAUUUUUAUAUUAUUUUCGUUGAUUAGUUCAGUGUCGUAUUUGAUGACACUAAUUUUCAAUAAUGUAAUUAUUGUCUCAAGUUUUAAGUCGAUCUUCUAUUUUCUUAUUGUUUAUAUUGGGAGUUUAAAGAUGAUAAUAAUUAUUUAAUUUUAAUACCGGUAUUUGAUUAGCUCUUUUAAUUCAAGAACAACUGGCUUUACUUGAUGAGGUGUUUGAGUAGUAACUACUGUAGGCCUACUUUUAUUGCAAGUAACUUUUAUUGAUACUAAUUCUGUAACAAUAGUUUUUAAGAAGAUCCCAACAGACUGAUUGUAUGUAAUAAAUAGUAUCAGUAAAACUUGAUGUAAAUAAAUAAGUGAUAACUAUUUAUUUAUCCAAUUAGCCUAUGUUUUUGUAUUUAUGUAAAUAAUAAACACCUUGGAAUUAUGUA
Molecule: messenger RNA, 3767 nt
Organism: Nilaparvata lugens (brown planthopper)
Lineage: Eukaryota; Metazoa; Arthropoda; Insecta; Hemiptera; Delphacidae
Product: treacle protein
Exons: 10
Coding region: 454-3225 (923 amino acids)
Source: RefSeq, a predicted model, not a curated record